AGUGAUUUCGCCGACGCGCUCGGUCCCUCUCUCCCACCUCCACGUCCAAGCGUGAGAUUGUGUGGGGGGCGGCUGCUGCACUAGCGAUGCGAAUAAGAAGAGAAAAGAGCGCUUUGAAGAACAAGACUUCUGUACAACCAUCAGCAUGCCAGAGUCCACAAAGAACAAUCUUACGCUUCGCAUCUUGCGGGCAGCCAGCAACGGAGGCUACGGCAUCCUCGCCCAGAGCUGCUAUGACACACAGAGCGUCCUGGGUCUCAUCGAGGCGGCUGAGGAGGCGAAGUCGCCUGCCAUCGCCCAGCUCUUCCCCGUGACAAUGCAGCAGUUUGGAAUCCACUUUACAAGCUUUGUCAUCCAGGCUUGCCAUGCAGCAAAGGUGCCCAUCGCUGUCCAUGUCGACCAUGCGGGCACGGACGAGGACAUUGAUCGGGUGCUCGACUGGGCGGAGCAGGGUGUUGCCGUCGACUCGAUCAUGAUCGACUGCUCCCACCACGACAGCGACGAAGACAACAUCGCCAUGGCCAAGCCCUACUGCCAACGCGCCACCAAGCUGGGCAUGGCUGUCGAGGUUGAGCUGGGGCGCUUGGCGGGCGGCGAAGAGGGCGUCCGUGUCAUCGAAGAAGGCGCCCUCACCAAGCCUGAGAAAGCCGAACGCUUCUUGACUGAGCUUGACGUCGACCUCCUUGCACCAAGCAUCGGCAACAUCCACGGGCGCUACGUGUCCCCGCCAAGCUUCCGUCUGGACCUGUUGGACAAGCUCCAGAGCACAGUCGGCCCCGGGACAGCCAGCAACGCCCUGAUCGUCCUCCACGGCACCGACGACCUCAAGGACGAGCUGUUCCGUGACUGCGUCGCACGGGGCUGCGUCAAGAUCAACGUCAACAGCUGGGCCAGGAACCCGCAGGUGGAAUAUCUCCGCGACCACUUGGGAAAGGAUGGGCUGCCAGAGGUGUACGACGGAGCCAAGGCAGAGUUUGCGCGGGCCUGCUCCCGCUUCUUUACUCUUUUCGGGAGUGUUAACAAAAGCAAUCUGGAGGUGUAGACCGAUUACAUAGCUAGCUGGCCGUUGAGAAUGCAAGUUAAACCACAGGGCCACUGCCACGCGUCUAUUCUCAUGCUGAAGAAGGGAGUCAGACCAAGUGAGGCAGGUGGCGCCAUGUCAGUCAAUGAGCCAUCCAAGCUGGACAAGUGCAAUACAAAACAAGCAUGCUGCGA
Acaromyces ingoldii is the source of this 1215-nucleotide messenger RNA. Its product is annotated as aldolase. The coding region runs from base 146 to 1042 and encodes 298 amino acids. NCBI's taxonomy places the organism in Eukaryota, Fungi, Basidiomycota, Exobasidiomycetes, Exobasidiales, Cryptobasidiaceae. Gene Ontology annotation, molecular function: aldehyde-lyase activity; zinc ion binding. The record is from RefSeq and is a predicted model, not a curated record. Gene Ontology annotation, biological process: carbohydrate metabolic process. The transcript is spliced from 6 exons.